Messenger RNA from Pestalotiopsis fici W106-1, 420 nucleotides. RefSeq lists its product as uncharacterized. Bases 1 to 420 code for a protein of 139 amino acids. The transcript has a single exon. The record is from RefSeq and is a predicted model, not a curated record. NCBI's taxonomy places the organism in Eukaryota, Fungi, Ascomycota, Sordariomycetes, Amphisphaeriales, Sporocadaceae.
AUGCAUAUCCCAAGAGCGUACAUCCUUGGGAAUAGCCACGAACCAGGAUCCAGUUACAAUCAAGUUACCAGUCAUGCCAAUCCGCAACAAUCCGAUUCUAAUGAGACAUGGCAAUUGAUUCAGCAUGAGCUCGGACGGCUCUUGCACGCCUGGACAGCCUCCAUCCUAGACAGCGGUUCCGGACUCCGGAAACGAACCACUGCGCACCAACUCGACACCACCAUUGGCAUCGUAGUUGGCGUUCUCUUGGGCGUCUUUGUCCUUGCCAGCAUUGCCUUUCUAUACAUUUAUCGCGGCUCAAUCCGCAUCAAGAAACGAAAGCGACAUCACCGCCAUCGCAAGUCGUCAGGUUCAAGGGGCUCAAAAGCAUCAGACAGCGGUGCCUCGGCAUCGGCGGCGGCGGCGCCUCCAGCUGCCUAG